Molecule: messenger RNA, 645 nt
Organism: Didymodactylos carnosus
Lineage: Eukaryota; Metazoa; Rotifera; Eurotatoria; Philodinida; Philodinidae
Source: the annotation of a GenBank genome assembly
AUGAAACAUAAUAAUCAAAUACCAAACGGACAUUUUCAUAAAAAAUGGCAAUUACACGUACGUACAUGGUUCGAUCAACCCGCGCGAAAAGAGCGUCGUCAUAAGAAACGUUUACAAAAAGCCAAGAGAGUUGCACCACGACCAGCAAAAGGACCAUUGAGACCAGUCGUCAGAUGUCAGACAGUUCGUUAUAAUAUGAGAGUUCGAGCUGGACGUGGAUUUUCAUUAGAUGAAGUACGUGCUGCUGGUUUAAAUCCAAAAUAUGCCCGAACAAUUGGUAUUGCUGUUGAUCAUAGACGAAGAAAUAAAACAACAGAUGCAUUUCAAGUAAAUGUCCAACGUCUCAAACAAUAUCUUGGUAAAUUGAUUUUGUAUCCAUUGAACAAGGAUAAACCGAAGGAGCAUGAGACUAAGGUGGCAUCAGGAACGGCCCCGAUAUAUCCAACGCAAAUAAAAACAAAAGUAAUGCCAGUUAAAAAUCGUUAUAUACGUGAAAAACCUCGUCCAAUUGGUGAUGAUGAUAAGAAAUUUAAAGUAUUUCAAUCAUUGCGUAUGGCACGCGCUGAUGCAAAACUCAUUGGAAUACGUGAAAAGAAAGCGAAACAAGCUGCCGAAGAUGAGAAGAAACCGAAAAAAGAAAAAUAA